UUUAGAGGUUUCUUUCAGCGCGUCUUGGUGCAAAGGCUUACUUGCUUGCUAGCAAGCCAACGACGACAUAUAGAGCCCUAUUGAGGUUCUGAAAUGUGCUACGUUUGUGUGGGUCACAAUGUGGUACCUUCAGAGCGUGUCAAAAGCUGGUAAGUUGACUCGCAUACGCUGCAAAUCGAAUGUCUGCUAGAAACUUCGUUACCUGCAGCCCGGCGCUAUUCCCUGGUCCCUGGCAGGGAAAUGGUGGUCGGAAGAAAAGACUGUGACAUUCUACUGAGUGGAGAUGGGAGUGUUAGUAGGAGACAUGCCACUCUCUGUGUCAGUGAGGGAAAUCCGGGUGUGGUUACUGUAACAGACUGCAAGUCAAAGUUUGGCACAGCUGUCAACGGCAAACGAAUGGGGGCAAGUCAGAAACUGGAGCUAAAACAAAACGACAUCGUCACCUUUGGUCAGGGAGUGCCUUCUACCCACUCCAGAUUCAGGUUGGUGUACGAGCCGCUGGUGUUCUGCUGCUCGGCCAUGAGUAAACCAGAGAGUGUGAGGCUGAAACAGGAGGCCGGGUCUCUGGGGGCCGAGGUGGUGAGCAGCUGGAGCCAUCGCUGCAGCCACCUCAUCAUGACCAACAUCACUGUCACCGUCAAGGUGGUGUGUGCCUUGUCCAGCUGUAAGCCAGUGGUGUCUCCUGACUGGGUCAGAGAGGCAGUACGCUGUCGCCGGUCCUCCCUCCCUCUCCCCGCUCCCUCUGCCUACCAGCCUCAGGUCGUGGACUCAAACCUCGCCGGUUGCGGGGAAGACAGACAAGCUGUCUUGUUUGCCCCGGAUUACAACAGGACCGCCCUGUUUAAGGAUCGGGUUUUCUACUUUCUAUCAGAGAAACAGUUGGGGCGACUGAGGUCGUGUCUGGAACCAGCAGGGGCGACUCUUCGUCUCGUCAGCUCCCCACAGUCAGCGUCGCUGGACUCUCUGGUAGCCCGGGACGCCGUCGUUCUGGCUCUCGACGGAGACCUCGUUAAACAGGCCACGCCUCCCGAGCAGAAGUGGAUUAAACAAGUCUAUCUGUUUCUCAAAAGUCACGAUGUGAGGGCAGUGCAGGACUCUGAGAUUGGGUUUGCUCUCCUCUACACAUCCACUGAGGAAUACUGCAACCCCAGAGCCAGUCCUAAAAUGCCAGCGUCCAACACACCAAUGGCUCCGCCCACCCUCUCCCAGGCUCCGCCCUCCCAGCCCCACUCCUCCCACCAUCACACCCUCCCCUUCACUCAGGAGCCCGAACCAGGACCCUGCGGACACACCACCAUCCUUGCCCCUGACUCAAUUGACCAAUCACAGCCCGGACCCUCCCACGCGAAGGGCAGGACGAGCUCGUGUAGUGCUCUUAAAGUCAACGAGACCGUGUUCCCUGUUAAGAGCCCGUCAGAUAAGAGCCCACUGGUCGAUAAGAGCUCGGUGCUCGUUAAAACCGAAGAGCCUUCAGAGGCCAUUACAGAUGUGACCCAUCUACCAAGCAAAAUUCCAGUUAAGCAACCACGUGGAAAAGAUAAGCGUCCACCGGAGGCCACUAGCACCGCAGCGAAUGCCUCAUCUAUUGCACCUGCUGCUCCUAAGACUGCUGUGCAACCUUCAGAGUCAGCCGCAAAUAAAGAAGUAAAGGCAGAACCGCUCGAUUUUCUGUUUGGUGACGAAGAUGAAGAAGAGGUAAUGGAGGAAGGGCCCGCUCCGCCUCUUGUUGGAAGGGGAGAAAGGCAGGAGGGAGGAGAAGCGAAGAGACCGAGCCCUAACGAACAGGGAUAUCCUCACGACCAUCAUGAAAUAGUUCCGAGCCCCUCUAUCCCGGCAAAAUCUGACGAAAGAGCCCCAUCCUCUGAACUGGCCAAGAAAAGACAGUCUCCUAAUGCCUCGUCUCUCGUUCCCUCCUCUCCUUCCCAACCGGAAGAAGGUAGUGUGAUUGUACCGUGUUCUCUCACUCCGCGUACUCAGGAUAAGAGCAAGAAACCUCCACUGCCAGACUCACAAACACUGGCGUUUGCCUUCGGUGGUCGUCGGAAGAAACGACCCGUCAACGAGACCUCUGAGGACGCGGAGAAUCAGAGUAAGAAGAAGAAGGUGGAAGAGGAGAGAGGGAAGAAAGGAGAGGAGGGGGAUGGGGAUGGAGAAAUGAAAGGAAGUUCAGAGGAGGGAGAGAUUAAGGAAGGAGCGAUUAUGAGUGAGGGUGUGGAAGAAGUUUCCAAGUGCCAGAGGUCGGAAGGCGGUAAAGAAGUAAGAAGUGGGUUACCUCAGUCAACGUCUGUGGGAAAUGGUGGAGCCAACGCCCCCUCCGUGGGGUUAUUCUCAGGUCUGAAGAGCAAAAGAGGAUCAGGUAGAGCAAAAUCCACUACUUCCGCCCCUAGUACCUCCAAACACCAGCAGCUACCACCUAUCAUGGCAGGUCUGCCUCUACUUGAGACCUGCGAUGAUAAUACCACUACCAAUGGACGCAGUGCCGCUGUAUGUGGUAAUACCAACAUUACCACUGCUAAGACAGAGAAGGAGCCUAGCCUGGCACAAGAAAAACUGGACUACCAGAAUGAGAGGAUUAAACAAGAACCUGAAGACGUAGAGAUGGAGAUUGAGGCCUCGUCUGACACACCCGUGCCACGCCCGAAUCCCUCACCUCCGCCCACCACCCAGAUCACUCAGGCAGCUCCGCCCACCACACCCGACCCCACUCUCUUCCUGUCGGCCAGGAAUAGGCGGAGGAAGAGCCAGCGAGAUGAUGUCACCCCAACUCCUGCCCCACCACCUCCCACCUCAUCAUCCAGAGCUGCUUCCCCUCACACACAGCUCACUACUCAGGCCACCCAGAGAUCUCGAAUGUUCACUCCAUUCACCAGUCUAGUGGCGACUGGAGGUCGGAGGACAAAGGCCAGCGAUCAGGAACACACCAGUCUCUGGGAGGAAGUCGGGAGGGACCAAUUGGAUGGGGAAGACCCUCUCGUUAACACUGCUAACGAGGAAGCCCCAAAGAAGGUCUACAAACCAGUAUGCGACGAGAACGGAUUCGUUUGCUCGCGAGUCAAGCCUCGAGUACAGACCAGCAGAGCGGGACGACUGGCAGCGUUUGCAGACAGUCAGCUCUCAGACCAUUCUGACAUGCCCGACGCAGGAGGAGGAGGGGAGGAGGAGGAGGUGGGAAUGGAGGGCAGUUGGCAGAAGUCGUGUUCACCAAACUGGUGGUGGUGGCAGGGGGAGAGAGGGGGGAGAGGAGGAAGGAGAAGGAGAGCAAGAAGAACAUGGGACGGCGUAAUGGAGUCAAGAACUUCAAGAAAUUUAGGAAGGUGAGGCACAUAGGGCAGGAUGCCAUUCCUAGGUUGGUGAGUCUGAAGCAGUAUGUUGCUCCCUCCAGUAAAGAACUACAGGACUGGAUGGUGGAGAUGGAGAAUGCGGAAGGAGGGGAAGAGGACAGGGAACAAGGUUCUUCUCAGGAUCUGUUUCGAUUCACGUUCUCCUCGGCCAAUGGUGGCAGGAGAGACAGGAGAUAGUGUGUAUGCUCUCUUUUUGUCCCUCUCUCUCUCUCUCUCUCCUCUUUCCCUGUCUCUUAAUAGGUCAUUGAGGUCCCUUUUUCAUUAGUCAGCCUGUACUCUCAUCUAUAAUGAUACAGAUAAUUUUAGUUCCCCGGUUUCAACGGGGUUAAAUGACGUCGUUGUGU
Geodia barretti is the source of this 3685-nucleotide messenger RNA. The record is from the annotation of a GenBank genome assembly. Lineage: Eukaryota; Metazoa; Porifera; Demospongiae; Tetractinellida; Geodiidae.